This is a messenger RNA of Lactuca saligna, 778 nucleotides long. The record is from the annotation of a GenBank genome assembly. Lineage: Eukaryota; Viridiplantae; Streptophyta; Magnoliopsida; Asterales; Asteraceae.
AUGGAGAAGGCUCUGGUUCCCCGCGCAACGAUUUUAUUAAUGGAAGAAAAAAACGAGCUUGCAGAAACGGAAAAAGCAGAAGAUGGUGAAGAAGUAGCAGUAGAGGAAGUGGAGGAUGAACAGUCGAAAAUGGAAGGAAUGGCAUCAAUAGCGUUGUUACCAGAUGGGUCAAUCUCGGGUCAUUUUGUUCAUCUUCCCCAUUCCGUUUGUUACGGCAUUCAUGGCACUGAGAUAGCAUGUGAAAGGGAAUGUAGCAGGGGUGAAGACUACCGUUUGGUCAAACUGACUAUAAUAGACUUCAAUAGGAAGAAAGAAAGGGAUGUAGUGGUUGAACGAAGAGGCCAUGAUGCUGCACGCUUAUGUAACAUUGAUCAUGCUCAUGGAUGGGAGAAGGAUGUGGUUAGUUUAGUUGCCAACGAGCAAGAGAAGAGGAAGAUUGCAAUUUCUUUUGAGUGUGAAACGCUUAAAGCUGAUGAAGCAGCAGAAGGGCAUAUUAGGCAGUUCAUGCCCAAAUUAACUGGAUUGGAUGCUGUUGUUAAUAUUGGGAAGAUGAGUAUCACAGGUUUGGACUUCAAAGCAGAAGUGGGACGUGUGGAGCCAAGUUCCUAAACUUAUGAUCCAAACAACAUUUUUGAUCCAAGUAUAAAUCUACCCUUUGUUAAAAUUUGUUUAUAUAAAAUCCAUCACUGUUAGAAUUAAUGAUUCGUUUGAUGAUAAACAUGGUUGAUGAAGCUAAAUGCUUGAGAGCGAUUAUAUUGACGGAGAUGAGUAGUUUAUU